Camelina sativa (false flax) is the source of this 1323-nucleotide messenger RNA. RefSeq names its product F-box protein At1g11810-like. The record is from RefSeq and is a predicted model, not a curated record. NCBI's taxonomy places the organism in Eukaryota, Viridiplantae, Streptophyta, Magnoliopsida, Brassicales, Brassicaceae. Gene Ontology annotation, molecular function: protein binding.
UUUGCAGUUUUGUUUCUUCUUCUGAAUUUGAGAGAAAUGACGACGACGACGAUGUCAAAUCUCCCGGAGGUUUUGGUAGACGAGAUUCUCUCUAGGGUUCCGAUUACAUCUCUUCAAUCAUUCCGAUCAACUUGUAAAAAAUGGGAAGCGCUAUCGAAAACUCAUAUUCUAGGAACAUCAGAAACCGCAAGGAAGCAGUUACUAGGGUUCACCUUAAUCGAUUACACGAUCUCCUCGGUAAAACUCGAUCUACAUGGAAUCAUCAACAACAACGACGGCGGCGACGAUUAUGUUAUUACAUCAUCAUUAUCAGUAAACCAAGUAAACAAAUUUGAUGAAAUCGAGAUAGCUCAACUCCUUCACUGCAACGGCUUGUUGCUUUGUGUCUUCAAAGAUAACCUCAAAAACAGUAGGCUCAUGGUGUGUAACCUCUAUUUAGGUGAAACGAGGUUGAUCAAACCUAGACACGUGUUUAACCGAUUCGAUGGUUUAGGCGUUUAUGGUUUCGGUUACGAUGAUGAUGGUAACCACAAGAUAUUGAGAAGCAAAUCUGUUAGUGAUGGUUACGAGAUUUAUAGUUUUAGAACUGAUCAAUGGAAGGUUCUUGAGAGUACACUAGAUGGAGACACAGAGAUUGGUUCAAAACGAAGCGUGUCUUUGAAGGGAAACGCUUACUUUUUUGCUACGAAGUGUAUUAUAGAGAGAGUUGAAGUAGGAGAAGGUGUGGAACCGAUGGAGUCGGAAGAGAGUAGAGAUUUUUUGCUCUGUUUUGAUUUCACAACAGAGAGAUUUGGUGAGCUUUUAAAACUGCCGUUUAACUCUGAAGGUGAUGGUGAAGACAAUGUGGGUUUAUCUUGUGUUGGAGAUGAGAAGCUCGCUGUGUUAUAUCGAAGCUACAAGUCGAUUGAUAUUUGGAUUUCUACUAAGAUUCAGCCUAAUGUGGUGUUGUGGAGUAAGUUUGUGGAGAUGGAUUUGGUGAUGCUCGAUGGUUUUAUCAUGGAUGGGUUUAGAGCUGGGAGCUUCUUUAUUGAUGAGGAGAAGCAAGUGGCUGUAGUUUUUGAACGAAGGCGAAACUACUCGAAAGCUUGUAUCGUUGGAAAGGAUGGAUACUUCAAAUCUGUGAAUGUUGGAGUUACUCUGCCUCGAUACUUUACUUCUUAUGUUCCUAGCUUAGUGUCACUGAAAUACAACAAGCCGAGCAAAAGGAAACAAAGAGAUAAUUAGAUAGUCUCUUCUGCAAUAUUUGUUACUUGUUGCAUCUAUCUCCUUGUGUUAAUCAGUACACGAGUAGAAUAAAGAACUCUGCUUUGCCUGUUUUCUGAU